GGUCAAGUUCAGAAGUAUUCUUUUUUUUGACUGCAGAGGUUUUCAGUUUAACAGCUGCUUUUGCAAAGAUUAGCCGGUUGCUGUCAUGGCUCGUUCUAUUUCCUUCGUUCUCGUCGUGGCUGGAUUCCUAUCGAUCCUGCUGGCUUCUGCAGAGACAUCAGCUAAAGACGAAGGCAAAUCAAAAUUCAAGCGGAUAGUUUGCAACAACAACAAUAACAACAACAAUAACAACAACAAUAACAACAACAACAACAACAACAAUAACAACAACAACAAUAACAACAAUUGGGGAUUGGUAAAACGUGUGGUUUGUAACAACAAUAACAACAACAAUAACAAUAACAACAAUAACAACAAUAACAAUAACAACAAUAACAAUAACAACAACAACAAUGGUUAUGGACCGCUUCAGUUCAUUUGCCCGCCAGGAAAGUCCAUCAGUGUGAUCACAGCCUCGUACAAUCCAGCAAGUGGUGAUAGACUUUGGGCAUUUGAGUGCAGGGACAAUAGAGCGUGCAAGAUCACAGAGUGGCCGAGUUAUGUCACUUCUUUUCAAGUAUCUUUUGAGUAUGAGUGUCCUUACAAUGGUUUCAUAACGGGUAUUAGCAGCAUUUACAAUUAUAACAUUUACAAGGACCGCCGCUUCAAAUUUCAGUGCUCUCAUAACCCAAACUACACAAAAAAGAAAUGCAAGUGGAGUGGGUAUUUGAACGACCCUUACGGAAUUUUGGUGUUUCGGAGCAAAAGAAGAUUUUAUUUGUCAGGAAUCAAAAGUGAUUUCCAUUUCAAUUAUCGCCGCUGGAAGGUGAAAUGUUGCACACUGAAAUACAAGAAGUCUAAGAAGAACUGAUAAGCCAUUGAAAGCCGGUCCAGUAAAAACACCGUGGAUCAUGAAAAGCUCAAGAAUCAUUACUUUACAUGUGAACAAAACAGCUUGCAAAAAGUCACUUCACCUGACUUUUAGUUGAUUACAUCUAGAAAAACUACAUUAAAGAAUAGCGGAUAGAGGAGUAAUUUUGAUAAACACAGAGAAAAUACUUGUAGACCUUGGGUUACAGGACACAAGCGUAGUAUUUCUAUUAAAUAUCAUUUGUAAUCAACGAGGCUUUUCUAGAUCCAUUUGUGGUUGUAACUAGCAGAACUUAACAAAAAGUCGUCAAUGGAGGCUAAACACUACAGUUCAUACUUAAGUUAUAGACCUUCAAUUCUCGCCAGUUCAAUCUAUCAUUUUAACACUUACUGUUCUGAUCAGAACAAAUAUAAAUUAUAUCCUGUCUCAAUGAAAAAACGUUUUCCGCUACACACGCACUCGAUCAAGAGUCGUGCUUCGAGCUUUUUUAAUCCGCUCUUUCUGUACUUUUCAUUUGUUAUUAGAUAAG
This is a messenger RNA of Pocillopora verrucosa, 1379 nucleotides long. RefSeq lists its product as uncharacterized. The record is from RefSeq and is a predicted model, not a curated record. Lineage: Eukaryota; Metazoa; Cnidaria; Anthozoa; Scleractinia; Pocilloporidae.